AAAGCUAACUUCACAUCGCUCGGUUUAAUUUUCCUUUAAGUUGUCGCACGUGUACGUCAUACGUCAUUAAAUGUCACCAUGUGCAAUGUUUGAAAAUAGUAAAUUUCAGUGCUAAGCCCAUUUCAUUUUUUAUUUUUUCCAUUAUAGUAAUAUAAGUUUCCAACCCUAAUGUUCUAUGUCCUUAAACUGUUCCGUUUUAGCCACUUGUCACUCCCAACUGUUAACUAUUCACAAUAUUCUAACAAGAAACUGUUUAACCUACUCAAGAACAUGCCCAAAGAACCUGUUCACAUACACGAAGCCCAAAAGCAGAGGAAAAAGAUCAAAGAAAAACUCUCGAAGUAUGUUCCAGGUAAAGUUACCUUGCAGGUACUCGGUACAGGGGCCCAAGGUGCUCCCAGAGCUUUGUAUAUGUUUUCUGACCAAAGCAGAUACUUGUUUAAUUGCGGAGAAGGGACUCAAAGACUAGCUCAUGAACAUAAAAUGAAGUUAGCUAAGUUAGAGCAUAUUUUCGUUACACAGCCAGUGUGGAACAAUAUUGGGGGUUUGCCUGGUAUUGCGUUAACGAUACAGGAUGUUGGGGUUCCUGAGAUAACACUGCACGGACCCCCAGGACUGAAUGAAGUUUUUUACGCUACAAAACGUUUUGUUGUCUUAAGAGACUUAAAAAUCCAUAUGGCUGAAUGCACCGAAGAUACCGGCUUCGACGAUAAUGUUAUGACAGUAAAGUAUGCUCCUCUUGUCAGGAACCCAAAUAAAAUGGAUGAAUCUUCGACAGACAGCUCAGAAGGAGAAUGCGAUUCAAAGGUGAAGGAUAGUGAAGUAGAAGCGGUAGCGGACCAGGCUGACGCUUCUACAUCCACCAGAAGUGAAAGAAGUAGAAAGAAACGACGGAAUUCUAAGGAUUCGAAGAAUAAUUCUAGAGCAAGUUCUAUAGAUGCGUAUGAGGAUAACACUGACUAUUAUGCUUAUGAAAGUAAGAUAUGUGGAAAAUUUAAGAAUAACAAACGAAAUCGAUCCCGUUCCCAUUCCUCUAGUAUUGAAAGUGGUACCCGUGUAUUAAACAAUGCGCCACAACCUCAUCCGAUGCUUGAAAGUACCAAAGAACAAGGAAUCUCUAUGGCUUACGUGUGCAAAUUACAACCCAGACCAGGAGCGUUGAAUUUAGAAAAGUGCGUCCAAAUGGGAAUAAAACCGGGACCCGUAUUCGGCAAACUCAAAAAUGGAGAAGAUGUGACUCUACCAAAUGGUACUGUCGUCCGAUCGGCAGAUGUUUGUGAACCUGAUGAUCCUGGCCUCGUUUUUAUCGUCUUAGAUUGCCCCACCGUAGACUAUUUAGAUUCGUUAGAAAACAGUCAAAUUAUCACAAAUCAUCAAAAAUACAACAAAGACGAGACUCAAAUCGCUAGUUUAAUUGUACACUUUACACCGAAGGAUGUAGUUGAGAAUCCCAGGUAUAAAGCUUGGAUGGAGCAUUUUCCUGCCAGUACCACACACUUAAUGUUGAACGAAUAUAAUACAUGUAUGGGAAGCGAGGCCGUUCAUAGGAUUCAGUACAAGCUGAAUUUGUUAUCGAAUGAUAUUUUCCCGUUGUUGGGAGAAAAGGGGACUUUGCUACCAAAAGGAGAAGUCGAGGGCGAAAGUGACCGGAAAAAACAAAAAAUGGAAGAUCUCGUCGAGGAUUUAGAAAAUAAUUUAAAUACGGCCAAAUUGUCAGAGAGUCCUUCUUUGUACAUCACUCCAGAUACGUUUUGUGCCUAUCAUUUGAGACCCAAAAGAGGUUUGGACAGGAGUUUGGAACUACGACUCAACCCUACAGAAUAUUUAGAAGAAACUUACAAUGUUGCCGAUUUUAAAACCGUUUUAGAAACCCUCAAAUCCAAUUUGAAUUCCAAAACGGUGUCUAGAGAUGAAUUUCCGAAGAUUAUAUUUUUGGGAACCGGCUCUUGUAUACCGAACAAAACGAGAAACACUAGUGGUAUAUUACUAGCCCUUAAUGAGAACCAGAACAUUAUAAUGGACUGCGGUGAAGGAACCUAUGGCCAACUAAUCCGUUUCUUCGGACCAGAACUAUCUUCGCAAGUCCUAGCCAAUAUCGAUGCCAUUUACGUUUCACAUUUGCACGCCGAUCAUCACAUAGGACUUAUAGGAUUGCUACAAGGGCGAAAAAGAGCCAUUCGGCAAUUGAAAGCGAAGAAAAGUCCAGUUGUUUUGUUCGCGCCCAAACAAAUUAUGGCGUGGCUCAAUUUCUACGACAGGUGUUUUGAGAAUAUCCGGUCUGAGUUUGAGUUGGUCGGUAAUAGUGAUUUGGACAUCAAUAACCCUGUGUCGACAAAUCAAAUUAAAAGUAGUAUAUUAUCUAGACUUAAUUUACAAGAUAUAAAUACUUGUCUUGUCAAACAUUGUCCAAAUGCGUUCGGAGUGUCUUUGACAUGUAAGAAUGACAUUAAAAUCACCUACUCUGGAGAUACGAUGCCUUCAGAAAACCUUGUACAGUUGGGGCACAACAGUGACAUUCUCAUUCACGAAGCAACAAUGGAAGAUGAACUAGAACAAGAAGCUGUGAUUAAAAUGCACUCCACAACAUCACAAGCCAUAGAAGUGGGUAACAAAAUGCUUGCCAAGAAUAUAAUUCUCACACAUUUUAGCCAACGUUAUGCCAAAUUGCCGAGGUUUAACGACAAUUUCAGCAGCAAUGUAGGCAUUGCUUUCGAUAAUAUGCAGGUUUCUUUAUCAGAUUUGCCCCUCAUUCCAGAAUUAUAUCCAGCGCUGAGGCUGAUGUUCGCAGAGCAUUACGAAGAAUUGGAAAAUAAGGCAGUGAAAAGACAAUUGAGGAUAGAGAGAGAGAAAGAGAAGAAAACGGUUGAUAAUAAUUUAAAGCGGAAACAGGUCACGACGUAGAAUUUACGUUGCUUCGUUAUCUUCGUUGUAAAUAAUUGUUUAUAGGUUUUAAAUAAAUUUAAUAAAUAAUU
Messenger RNA from Diabrotica virgifera virgifera (western corn rootworm), 2972 nucleotides. Its product is annotated as ribonuclease Z, mitochondrial. The transcript has 13 exons. Gene Ontology annotation, biological process: mitochondrial tRNA 3'-end processing. Gene Ontology annotation, molecular function: 3'-tRNA processing endoribonuclease activity. Bases 169 to 2901 code for a protein of 910 amino acids. The record is from RefSeq and is a predicted model, not a curated record. Gene Ontology annotation, cellular component: mitochondrion. Lineage: Eukaryota; Metazoa; Arthropoda; Insecta; Coleoptera; Chrysomelidae.